AUGCAGCAGAUGCAGCAGCAGAUGACUGAGAUGCAGGCCCAGCUGAAGUCCACGACCGCGGCUUCGUCCAGGGACCCUCAGCCGACCCUCGCGGUGGACACCCGCGUGAUCGGCAAGCCUAGGGAGUUCGACGGAGAGAAGGAUUGGAAAGAUUGGUCUAUCGUCAUGCGGUCCUAUGCCGCAUGCUGCCACGAGCAGCUUGGGACGUUGAUGAGGACGGCGGAGCUCUCUGAGGACCGCGUGGACAACGUGCACCUUUCUCCAGCAGACCGUCAGUUCAGCACCCAGCUGUUCUACAUGCUGGUGAUGGUGUGCCGUGGCUCUGCCCUCACGCGGGUGGUCAACCAAGGCACCACUGAGGGCCUCUUGGCGUGGAGGGCGCUCUGCCAGCAUCACGAGCCGUCAAGUGCGGCUCGCCAUGCCAGCUUACGCUUGGACCUCUUAUCCUUCAACUUCGAUGGUGACACCACUGCCAGGUUGGAACAGUUUGAGCGCGACGUCCACCGGUACGAGUUGUCAUCCAGCCUAUUGCUCGACGACGCCAUUAAGGUUGGCAUCGUCCUCCGGCAGCUGCCAGACGGAGCAUUGAAGCAGCACCUGGUCUUGAACAUGGACCGGUUCGACACCUGGACGAAGAUCCGCACUGAGAUUGAGGCAGUGCGCCGGGCUCAGCAGGCUGCGAGCCAUGGCGCUCGCCCGAUGGACGUCGACACUCUGGCGCUGCUGAGGCAGGUCCCGGAGGACGAGCUGACGAGGCAGCUGGCCGCGAUGGGGUUCCAGGUGAAGGGCAAGGGCAAGACAGGUGGAGGCAAGGGGAGAGACAAAGCUCCAACGACCAAUUGCCCCAUCUGCGACAAGCCAGGCCACUGGAAGAAGGACUGCUGGUACAACCCGGCCAACAAGGGGGCAGGGUCCGGCAAGGGAGCGCCACCCAAGGGCGGCAAGGGCAAGGACGCGAAGGACAAGUCCAAGGCGAACAACACCAAGAAGAAGUGUUGGAACUGCGGUGAGACGGGCCACCUUCGAGAAGAGUGCAAGAAACCAAAGAAGGUGCACUCGAUCGAAGAGGUCGUGGACGACCAGGGCGGAUCCCUAGGACACCUCUUCCUGCCGCUUUCGGCCGUGAACCUCGCGGGCGUCUCGUCCGAAAAGGGCCGCACGAUGCGCGUUGGCAUCGACUCCGGUGCUGCUGUGACGGCCGUGCCGGAUUGUCACUGCAAAGGGUACCCACUGUACAAGAAUACGCCCGGCACCGGCAGGUCCUACGAGAGCGCCGCCGGGGAGAAGAUUUUGGAUCGAGGACUGCGAGCGCGCGCGUGCAAGGUGAAGAAGCCCUUGCUGAGCGUGUACGACAUGUGCAAGGCAGGACAGAUGGUGGUCUUCGACUUUGACUCCAAUGGCAACGACAGGAGCCAUGCCAUCCACAAGGCGACCGGCGAGAAGACCAACUUUCAGCUCAGGAACAGGGUGCGGGAGUUGGAUCUGGAGGUCGUGCCGCACGGCCAGGCAGAGAAGAUCGCCACCAAGAUGUUGGACGACCAGAAGCAGCAGUCCAAGAAGGUGCAGGACGAGGCCGCGAAGUUGCAGGAUUUGUGCCCUUUCGAGGGGCAGGAGGACAACUCGGAGAAGGACCAGUCGCUCGAGAUGCACCCUGUCGAGGGCGACCCUGCAGUACCACAAGCUGCGUUUGGCCAGAGCCUUCCGGGGAACCCGAAUGUUCCAGGUGCGGCAGAUGAGCCUCACGACAUGGACGCCGAACAGCCUACACUGCGACCUCGGCGAGCCCCGGCUGAACCUACGCAGGCGGAGCGCGACGCGCACGAGUGCGCGGGCCACAUGCCGUACCGCUCCUGGUGCCGAGCGUGCGUGGCUGGACAUGGGCGUGCUGACCAGCACCACCCUGUACCAGGCGAUCCUCGUGGAGUACCUGUCGUGGCGUGCGGUUACGGCUACCUGGAGCGUCGUGAAGAUUGUCCGCCAGGGGGGAGCCCCUCCCCGAUCCUUGUCACCAAGGACGGAUCUCGUCCUGGAGCUGUCACGGCGGACGUGCUCCCAUGCAAAGGGACUGGCGACCCCGCCUGUGUGCCUGCGCUGCUUCGUGCGUAUGUUGCUGCCGGCCACCACAAGUUCAUCGCGAGGUCGGACGGUGAACCAGCGAUCGUGGACCUUAAGAGCCGGGCGGUGGCGACAGCACGAGCACGCCACAGCAUGGGCGUCAUCCUCGAGGAGACUCCGGAGGGGGACUCGCAGGCGAACGGGCUGAUCGAGAGCGCCGUCCGCGAUGUGAAGGCGACGGCUCGCACGCUCCGAUUCGCAGCUCAAGAGCUCCAUGGGUCCAGCAUCGGACCCAAGCAUCCGAUACUUCCAUGGCUCGUUCGUUUCGCUGGAGACGUCAUCACUCGAGGACAGCGGGGUGCAGAUGGCAUGGCGCCGUACCAGCGCCGCACCGGCCGCGUGUACAGCGGACUGUUCGUGAACAUCGUGGAGAGGAACAACGAGCUCUUCAUCGCCACGCGCGACGGCGACAAGAGGGCGAAGGCUGUCCAGCGGUUCGCUGCUGCCGAGCGGGCCGACGCGGACCUCCUGGCGAACAUACGUGGGACGCCCUGGCAGCCGAUCCCCAGCGUCGGCUUGGACGUCGUCCCGACCGUCAUCUACGCUGACCCCGUGGUGAGCGAGGACGCGUUGCCACCAGGGCCGGCCCCUGGGCAGCCUGCCCCAUCUGGGCGGCAGGUUUACAUACGUCGUCACGUGGAGUUGCAGCGGCAUGGCUUCACUGAAGGCUGUGCCGGAUGCGACACCGCGCGUGCGGGCACAGCCGCGCGCCCCCACAGCGCAGCCUGCCGCGACAGGAUCGAGCAGGCCAUGAUGGCAGACGAGGCUGGACGCCCACGGAUCACGGAGGCGUUUUUGAGACGUGGCGACGCCGUGGCUGCAGGUAGCCCUGCGCCCGGCGACGCUGUGGCCGCGGGUAGCCCCGCGCCUGGCGGCACUGUGGCCGCGGGCAGCUCCGCGCCUAGUGCCCCGGCGGUCGCCGGCAUCCCAGCGCCCGUGGACCCGGCGGCUGCGGUUAGCCCCGCGCCGGAGGUCCCUAUGGAGGCCUCCGCUCCAUCACCUGCGGUCCUUGCAGCGGGUAGCACCGCGCGAGGGCGCCUGGAGGCUGCGGGAAGCUCCGCGCCUUCGGGCAUGGCCGUGCGCAGGCCUGCGGAAGUGCCGCUGGAGGGCGCAUCGCCGCCUAGGAGGGCGCGCCGGGGGGCUGACGUGGAGAUCGGCGGCGUGGAUUUGACCAGCGAGUCGACGCACUUUCUUGGCGAGCUCUCUUCGGUGUUGUCUUCGUUUGGCGUGUGCCGGACAGGCGUUGCAGGGGUUUUCGGGCCAGGGCGGUUCACGAGCCGCUCGUCUGCUUUCGACCCCCCGCCUGGCACUGCCAUGGACGUCCGUUCUGGAUACGAUUUCACACAGGCUGCCGAGCGAGAGCGGGCCCGCGAGACCAGACAGAGGGAGAGACCGGCGCUGCUCGUCGGUUCGCCUCCCAACGUGGCCCUUUCUGCCAUGCAAGGCCUCGCUCCGGACAGCCAGGAGUGGAAGCAGAAACUUGCAGAGGGCCUCACUCAUCUUGAAUUCGUUUGUGAUCUGUACAAAGACCAAAUGAAGGACGGCUUGUUCUUCUUGCACGAGCAUUCGGCCUCUUCUGCAAGUUGGGACCUGUGGAUGGUCCAGGAGAUCGCUGGCAUGGAGGGCGUGCGCACCGUCCUUGGAGAUCAGUGCCCCUACGGCCUUUGGUCUGUUGAUCUGUACGGGCCGGCUUUCGUCCAGAAGGCUACCAGAUGGUUUACCAAUUCUGCGGCCAUCGCACGUGCCGUCGGCAGCCGGUGCACUAACCGAGGCUGCCCGGACAACGCGCGGAAGCAUAGGCACUGCCAGCUGAUCGAAAACCCCCGGACUUGGAGGGGUAGAGAACGCUACCCCCUCAAGCUCGCGACUGCGAUCCUCGAGGGAUUGUGGGGGGAGCUGAACGCUAAGCACGUGUUGUUCUCAUUUGAGGCGGGCGCUCACGUUGAUGAGCCCGACGCCUGGGACAUCCACCCGGAGUGGUACGGCCACGUCGUCGACGCCACGACUGGCGUGAAGUUGGACGCAGUGCUUGUGUCCAAGGCCCGCGGUGAGGAGAUGGACUUCCUCAGCGGCCUGGGCGCGUACUCCUACGACACCGUCGACAGGUGCAUCGAGGAGACAGGGCGGCGCCCCAUGCCCACCGGAUGGGUUGACGUCAACAAGGGGCAGCCCGACGCACCUCAAGUGCGAAGCCGGCUCGUGGUGAAAGAAACGAGGUAUCACACGAACCUCGACACGAGCGGCGGCAGCAGCUUCAGCCAGACACCGCCCUACGAGGCGUUACGGAUGCUGUGUAGCUGCCAGAUGACACCCGCCAGCCAGAUGCAGGUAGACUACGUCAUCAUCUUCAUUGACAUCACCCGUGCACACCCUCAUUGUAAGAUGCGCCGUAAAGUCUGGGUGGUGUUGCCGCCAGAGGACCCCGAGGCGGCGGAACCUGGCGCGCGUGGACUCCUUGAGCGGAGCCUGUGCGGCUUGCGCGACGCCGGACAGUCGUUCGAGCUGCUCGUCCGCGAGACCAUGGAGGCCCUCUGUUUCAAGGCAGGCCUGUGGUGCGGCGUAGUGUUCUUCCACGAGCAGCGGCAGAUCCAGGCGUACGUGUGCGGUGAUAACUUCGUAGCGCGUGGAUCUCGUGCAGAGGUCCGCUGGUUCCACGAAUCACUAUCUGUUCACAUGUGGGCCAAGGUGGAGGGCAUUCUCGGCCCGGAUCCAUCGCGAGGCGACUCCCUGGAGGUCGUCUGCCUCAACCGGGUGUUCCGGUAUGUCAGCGCAGCCGGAAACGAACCCGAGCGCAUCGAGAUCGAAGCGGAUGCACGGCAUGUGGAGAUCUUGCUCCACCAGGCCGGCCUCUCUGCGGGGCGCAGCGUGCCCCUCAACACGCCGGGCGCUGCGGCGAAGGACGUGGACGUCGGGGGGCCGCUGGGCGCCGAGGCGGCGACGCUGUUCAGAAGCAUGACGACGAGGGCGCAGUAUCUCAGCGAGGACCGCCCUGACAUUCGCUUUGCUUGCAAGGAGAUUGCCCGCUUCAUGGCGGAACCCUGCGAGCUGGGGGCGAAGAUGCUCAAGAGGCUGUGUCGCUAUCUUCUGGGAGUCCCACGACUCGUCCAGAGGAUGGAGCGGCAGGAGGUGCCGACGUUCAUGGACGGCAUCUCGGAUGCAGACUUCGCUGGCUGUUCAAGGACACGGAAGAGCACGAGCUGCCACGCGAUCAAGAUGGGCAGCCAUACGAUACGCUUUGCGAGUGCCACGCAGAGCGUGAUCGCACAGAGCAGCGGGGAGAGCGAGUACUAUUCCCUCGUGCGGUGCGCUUCGGCACUCAUCGGCAUGGGCAACUUGAUGCGCGACCUCGGGCGCGAGUUGCCCCUGCGCCUCCUGGGAGACGCAACCGCCGCGAGCGGCAUGGCUUGCAGGCGGGGCGCUGGGCGAGUACGUCACAUCGAAGUUGGGACGUUGUGGCUCCAGCAGAUCAUCACUGGGGAGAAGAUGGUCCUGGGCCGGAGGCCCGGCAAGGAGAACGAGGCAGACCUCGGCACCAAGCACCUGGCUCUACGCGAGCUGUGGGAGUGCUUGGCCCGGCUUGGCUUCGUCGCCAUGGGCGGCCGUUCCGAGAAGUCCCUGCGUGCCUCCAUCGCGCACUUGGGCCUCAAGUUGGAGGUGGCGGCGAUGGCGGGCGGAGAGUGCGACCUCGACAAGACGCGCCAGGCGCUGUGCGCACGUUGCCCCGCUGGGGCAAUCAGGGAGCUUGGCGGUGCCAAGGGGCGUCGGAGCGACCAGCGCGCCGGCCUCUACGACGAGACGGAGGAGCCCGACGGCGACGGCAUCCACGAGGCCCACGAGCGCUCGGACAUCGCAGAGAUCGCGGACCAGCUGACGAGCCUGACGGACAAGGGCGACUCGAUAUUGCUUGGCGAGGCGGGGGGCUCCGGGGGCUCCGAGGCGGCCGCGGGCGAGGGCGACGCUGGCCCUGUCAAGCGUCCCGCUGGGUGGGGCGCCAUCGGGGCCGCCCCGGCGCUCGGGCCUGGUCAGCCGCCCAGCGCUCCCCACGUGUGGGACAUAGGCCCGUCGCCGCGCGCCCCGCUGGCGAAGGCGGCCAGGGCGGCCAUGCUUCCGCCACCCGCAGGAGCCACUUAG
Messenger RNA from Prorocentrum cordatum, 6246 nucleotides. The record is from the annotation of a GenBank genome assembly. Lineage: Eukaryota; Dinophyceae; Prorocentrales; Prorocentraceae.